UAAAAUUACCAAAACCAUACUGACCACUGAUAAUGGCGACACAGAGCUGUAUUCUAGUGACUGUCCUAUUGUUCUGGUCUAGUGCUAUAUCCAGUUCAUUACCCAGAGAGUCGAGACAGACACCUGGGGAUGCAGUGACUGGAGAUACUGUGACUGUACAUGUGCAGUUCAUGCUGUUCUCCACCUACACCUCAGAAUGUCUGACAGGACUCACUGAAGAUGGGACUCAGAUCAGAGUGGAGUUCAGGCUCCUCACAGGACAAAACUUCAAUCCUGGAGAAUGGAUCAGUGCAGGGAAUGUUACGUUAGAUGAAGGUGACAGAUCACAAACACUAACUAUUGGUGAAAUAGAUCCAGGAGCUGAUGUGAAUGAGUUCAUACAGUUCCGAGUGCUCCAAUCAGAGCAUGGUGGAGGUAGCUGCAACUGCUGGGGGCUGAGCAACUUCACUGUGAAUACAAUCAUGGAUUCAGGAAACAAGUCCAAGACAAUCGACAUAACUGAAGAGUGUGAUGAACAGUCAUCUUCUGUGAUAGGGAUGAUUUCCAUGGAUGAAGUCAGGUUGUUCUGUGGUGGAAGUGCCAGUGUACCUCGAGGCAUAGUAACUGCUGCAGAUCUGCUAGGCCUAGGGAACACCACUAUACAAUGUAACCAAGUCAAUGGUAGCAACAGUCUGAUUGACCCUGGAGUGGCAGCUCCAACAGAAGAUUGUACUGCUGCUUACCCUCGAUUGGAUAUUGACUUCAAUCUUGACCUACUGGAGAGAGACAGUUGUAUAGGACCUUCGUCAUUUGAUGAAGGGGUUGAGUUGGCCAUUAGAAUUGGUAGAGAUUGGAUUCCUUUACAAUACAUAAGUCCCAAUUUACCGGAUAAUCGGAAUCGGAAUUCCAACUUUCUUAUUGGGCACCUGAAUGAUCAGGUUGUGACUAUUAGAGGCUACACUUUGAAUGACACGAUAACUGAUGGUGAAGUUAACCAGCUGCUAGUAUCUGUGUGUGGGUCUUUCCUGACCAGUGAAGCACAGUUGAGGUGGAUGCAAACAGCUGCAUCAAUUUCCCGGCUUCCAACUACUAAUCCAAAUAACUGGCGAGACCUAUGGACACUGGAUAAUGUCACUGUGGUAUUACAUGUUAAUGAAACAUACAAUAAAACUCUGAUAAAAGACAACUUUGACAAUCAGACAGAGUUAAAUCCUGAAUACUGGAUGGAGGACAUCAGGAAUGGAAUGAUCAGUGAUUUCUGUGGUGCUGACUAUGUUGGUGACAACUCUCUCCUAAUGGGGUCAGUAUGUAACACCACAGGUUGUGGUGGAGGCCAAGGGACCAUAUCCAGUAGAAUCAUUCGCACUGCUUCCUUGGACAUUGGUGUUCAGUUGGGUAUUCCUCGUCCCAUUACUGAUGAGCCUAAUACAGAGACUAACCCACCCUCCACACCAUCACCCCCCACAAUGCCCCCCACACCACCACCAUCCACACCACCACCCUCCACACCAUCACCCUCCACACCACCACCCUCCACACCAUCACCCUCCACACCAUCACCUCCCACAAUGCCCCCCACACCUGAUGAUGCAGAUGAUCUUAUUCCCCAGCAGCAACUUGGAGACGCACUGGAGGAAGUAUUGGCUUUGAUUAGAAAUGAUGAGGAAUUGGCAAAUAUUACCACCAUGCCUCCAGCAACAGCUGCCAUUGCACUGGAGAGAGUAGUGGGAGCUAGAGUAGUGGAUGAGACUGUAGUAGCCUACCUGCUUGCUGACAUGGUGGACAGGAGCAGGCUGCCAGCUGGGGGAGUUGAGGACAUGGUGUCAUUCAAUGAGACCAUUCUCUCCAUUGGAGAUAUGCUGUUGAACGAGACGAGCAAUAAUGAAGAGCCCAGUAUCAUCGCUGGCAGCACUCUGAUUGCUACCAUAGAGAAACUAGCUUUCAAUGGAUUCACUACAUCAACUGAUUCCCAGCACUCAGGAAAUAUUGAAGUCAUUCAUUUGGAGACACGAGUGGACAAUGAGGAUACAUACUUCACUAGUAUUGAUGUGAGGGGCAGCUCUAUUCAAGUGCCCACUGAGUUAGUGAGGAUAGUGGAUAACGGAACUGGACCAAUCACUGUGGGCUCAGUCUACUACAGGAACAUGAGUGGACUGCUGCCCGGGACUCUGCCGGGAGAGAGGGACACUGUGUUAGCAUCUCCAGUGGUCUCCACCAGUCUGCUGUGUGGGGACAAUAUCUGUGACACAGCCAACAUUCAGCUCAGUCUACCAGUCAUUGUCACACUGAAACACAGCAAAUAUGCACAAGCUCUUAUUGAAAAUGAUGAUACCAGCGAGGCUACUUGUGUGUUCUGGGAAUUUAUAACUAACAGUAGUAGCGAUCCUCUAGUCAAUGGAAGAUGGGACACUGAAGGUUGUGUGAGAAAUGACGGUCUCUCUAACUUCACACAGACUGUGUGUGAGUGCACACAUCUCACCAACUUUGCCAUUCUCCUCAGUGCACGUUCCGUGCCCCCCACACCUGAUGUCUCCACAACUGAUGAUGCAGAUGAUCUUAUUGCCCUGCAGCAACUUGGAGACACACUGGAGGAAGUAUUGGGUUUGAUUAGAAAUGAUGAGGAAUUGGGCAAUAUUCUCACCAUGCCUCCAGCAACAGCUGCCAUUGCACUGGAGGGAGUGGUGGGAGCUAGAGUAGUGGAUGAGACUGUAGUAGCCUACCUGCUUGCUGACAUUGUGGACAGGAGCAAUCUGUCAGAUGGGAGAGUUGAGGACAUGGUGUCAUUCAGUGAGACCAUUCUCUCCAUUGGAGACAUGCUGUUGGAAAAGACGAGCAAUAAUGAAGAGCCUAGUAUCAUCGCUGGCAGCACUCUGAUUGCUACCAUAGAGAAACUAGCUUUCAAUGGAUUCACUACAUCAACUGAUCCCCAGCACUCAGGAAAUAUUGAAGUCGUUCAUUUGGAGACACGAGUGGACAAUGAGGAUACAUACUUCACUAGUAUUGGUGUGAGGGGCAGCUCUAUUCAAGUGCCCACUGAGUUAUUGAGGAAAGUGGGUAACGGAACAGCUGGACCAGUCACUAUGGGCUCAGUCUACUACAGGAACAUGAGUGGACUGCUGCCCGGGACUCUGCCCGGGACUCUGCCUGGAGAGAGGGACACUGUGUUAGCAUCUCCAGUGGUCUCCACCAGUCUGCAAUGUGGGGACAAUAUCUGUGACACAGCCAACAUUCAGCUCAAUCAGCCAGUCAUUGUCACACUGAAACACAGCAAAUAUGCACAAGCUCUUAUUGAAAAUGAUGAUACCAGCAAGGCUACUUGUGUGUUCUGGGAAUUUGUAAUUAACAGUAGUAGCGAUUCUCUAGUCAAUGGAAGAUGGGACACUGAUGGUUGUGUGAGAAAUGACAGUCUCUCUAACUCCACACAGACCGUGUGUGAGUGCACACAUCUCACCAACUUUGCCGUUAUCGUCACUGCACCACCGGAUGAGGCCCUGCAGCAACUUAGAGCCGCACUGGAGGAAGUAUUGGCUUUGAUUGGAAAUGAUGAGGAAUUGGGCAAUAUUCUCACCAUGCCUCCAGCAACAGCUGCCAUUGCACUGGAGAGAGUAGUGGGAGCUAGAGUAGUGGAUGAGACUGUAGUAGCCUACCUGCUUGCUGACAUUGUGGGCAGGAGCAGGCUGCCAGCUGGGGGAGUUGAGGACAUGGUGUCAUUCAGUGAGACUAUUCACUCUGUCGGGGACAUAGUGUUGGAACAGACCAUGGAUUUGGACAACGGUACGGAGCCCAGUACGGUUGCAGGUAGCACCAUACUCUCAGUGUUUGAAGAUCUAGCUGUAGGUCUCAUUGGAAUGAACCGGAGAAUACAGUCAGAGUCAGGACAGAUCAUGUCUAAUUUGACAGAAUUUGUGGAGGGCCCUGAUGAUGAUGAUGAUGAUGUACUUGGAGUGGACACUGAUGGCCAUUCCAUCAGACUGCCUGCAAGACUACUGAGAGGUCUGGCCAACAAGACUAUUGUCACUGUCAUCUCUGCUUUUUAUCGUAACAUGAGUGGAUUGCUGCCCGGAAAUUUGUCAAGACGAAAUGAGUUUGAGUUGGCUUCUCCAGUCUUGGCUACUUCGCUGCGGUGUGAUAGCAAUCUCUGCGAUAUUAGUGAUGAUACAAACAUUACCAUAACCAUCAUUCACACAGACACUGUCAAGAAUUUGAUUGAGAACGACAAUACUUCUGAAGUGAUGUGUGUUUUCUGGGAGUUCGUCAGGGCAAGUGACAACCUUUUAGCCAAUGGAAGAUGGGACACUGAUGGAUGUGUGAGAAAUGACAACCUCUCCAACUCCACACAGACUGUGUGUGAGUGCACACAUCUCACCAACUUUGCCAUUCUCCUCAGUGCACAGCCACUCAACCUACCCUCUGGUGUGGCCUUGUCUCUCUCAAUCAUUGGCUACAUUGGAGUGUCUCUAUCUGUGAUUGCCAUGUUGGCCACCAUUGUGACUCUGUCUUGUUUAAGGUCUCUUUGGAGCAUGCGUAACUUCAUCCACAUCAACUUGUGUGUGAGUCUGAUUCUGGCACAGCUGACCUUUGUGAUUGGAGUGACCCCUCACGGAGGAGGGGGUGUGGUGGAUCCUGGUUGUCAGACAGCAGCAGUUCUCAUGCACUACUUGUUCCUGGUGUCCUUCAUGUGGAUGCUCAUGGAGGGCGUGGUCUUGUAUAUAGUUCUCAUUAAAGUGUUCUUCAAGCAUCAGAGCAGAUACAUGAUCGGCUUCUUUCUGUUCAGCUAUGGUGCUCCUCUGCUCUACAUGGCUCUCUGUAUCCCGCUAGGCUUUGCAGUCCCUCAACUGGAGGACAGCUAUGGCUACGAGCUGGUCAGCGACAAUACAACCACCAUAGUAUGCUGGCUGAGUCCCAUCAACAGCUUCAUCUUCACAUUCAUUGCUCCAGUGUUACUAACUAUCUUGGUUAACAUUGGCUUCUUUAUCAUGGCUCUGGUUGUCAUGUGUCGACACUCAAAGAAGCAGGAACACAAAUCAAGGGUUGAGUCAGCCAAGGAUUGGAUCAAAAGCAGCAUCUCUCUUGUUGUUGUCAUGGGAAUAACAUGGAUUAUCGGUAUUCUGGUGUUUGAGGUCCCAGAACUGCUCCCAUUGGCGUACAUCUUCACAAUCUGUGCUACCUUUCAAGGAGUAGCCAUUUUCAUAAUCUUUGUGGCCCUUUCCAAGCAAGUGAGGGAGGCCUACUCUAAAUGGUGGAAGGUCAAGGUGGCAGAGUCGGACAUUCUCAGCAAACACUUCGGAGAGUUAUCGUUUACAAGUUCAACAAAAUUGACAAAGACACACAACGGGUCUUCUGUUGCCAACAACAACCACAGUUCCAGUGCUCCUCCUCUAGACAUCAGUAUCUCUCACCACGAAACCACCGAGGGGUCAGAGGAGAAGACGGUGCCGGAGGAGAAGAAGAAACCUUCAUUCAGGAGACAAGGAACCUCUUUUGACAUUACUUAUGUGCCACCCGCGGAAAAUGAUGAGCCUUGUAAGGAGGACCUUAUGAAAGCUGACUAUGUCCACAACGGAGAUGAUUCUAAUGAUAAGAAACAACUCACAGAAUCAACAGAAUUGUAAUACUGAUCCGAUUUCUCUUCAUCAUUGUGUGUGUGUGCAUGUGUAUAUAUAUGUACUGUUUUGUUAUUAAUGAUCAUCUGAUGCCACGUGUAUACGCAUAGUUUGCAUUUUUAUAUUUUGACAAGAUUCUCGUUCUUGGAAUCAGUUUUUAUACAACUACAACACAGUUCAGGUUUUGAAUCAUAAUAAUUAUAAGCACCCUUUCAUUUUCAAUGUAAAUAUUAUUAUAACAUUUAUAUCUCAGUCGUAUAAAAGUUGA
Molecule: messenger RNA, 5850 nt
Organism: Halichondria panicea
Lineage: Eukaryota; Metazoa; Porifera; Demospongiae; Suberitida; Halichondriidae
Exons: 35
Coding region: 33-5591 (1852 amino acids)
Biological process (GO): adenylate cyclase-activating G protein-coupled receptor signaling pathway; cell surface receptor signaling pathway
Cellular component (GO): plasma membrane
Molecular function (GO): G protein-coupled receptor activity
Source: RefSeq, a predicted model, not a curated record